GCACAAGUUAACCCCAUCCAUUUAUGGCGAGAAUUGAUUGAGACGGAUCCGAGUUUCGUUGAGAUGGGCCGACCCGACCCAUUCUUUCUUCCUCACCUUCUAAUUUACAAUAUUUAUUUAAAAGCAUAAAAACUAGAUUGAGAGCGCGAGUUUACGCUAAACCCUAAACCUCACAGCACACAGAGGUUCGCUUUCGGUCAGUUUCUCCGCCGUCGCAGUAGCACUCACAGCUUCGCUAGGUUAAAUGGCAAUGCCUGUUAAUGAUGAUACACUGGUUGAGGCUGAAACUGAAGAUCAGAGUGAAGAAAUGUCAUCAUCUGAAUCAGAGCAGGAUGAAGAUGUGAAAUUAACUGAACCAUCUAAAAAUGCAGUGUAUAACAGAGAUGCUCUACUAGAUAAACUUGGAGACAUCAGUUGGCCAGAGAAUGUGGAAUGGAUACACAAACUCUCUGUUGAUGUUGAUCAAGAGCAAGAAGUAGAUGUCAAUGAUGACUUGGCACGAGAACUUGCGUUUUACACACAGGCAUUGGAGGGAACUAAGGAGGCCUUUGAGAAAUUUCAGUCAAUGGGUCUCCCUUUCCUGAGACCUGCAGACUAUUAUGCAGAAAUGGUAAAGACAGAUGGCCACAUGGUAAAGGUGAAAGGUCGGCUAUUAGCAGAGAAGCGAAAGAUGGAAGAGGCUGACGAGAGAAGAAAGGCUAGGGAGGCCAAGAGAUUGGCCAAAGAGAUUCAGGCUCAGAAAUUAAAAGAAAGGGCUAAGCAGAAAAAGGAGGACAUUGAAUCUGUUAAGAAAUGGAGGAAGCAGCGGCAACAAAGUGGGUAUGCUGACAAUGGCAAAGAUGCAGAUAUGGGUUUUGACUUUGAGGAUGGAAAAGUAUUUGAGAGGUCAAAUAAGAAAAGGCCAGGGGUGUCUCCAGGGGAUCGUUCAGGAGGGAAGGCAAAGCUAGCCUUUGGUAAAGGAAAGAAACAGAAGAAAAGAGAUGGUAAGAAUUCCAAAUUUGGUUUUGGAGGCAAGAAGGGAAUGAAAAAGCAGAAUACUGCUGACACCACCGAUGAUUUUGGUAAAUUUAACAAGGGUGCUGUUUCUGGAAACAAGAGAAAGAGGUAAAAUGCAAUCUUCUUUGAUCUGUUUUGAGGACGUGAUGUCAUGGAAGAGCCUAAGGAUGUAUCUUAGGAAUUUUCAUAUACUUUUUUAAUUUUAUUAUUUGGAUGGAUUUAUGGUAACUUCAUAAGCUUUAUCGACAAUUAUAAAUUCUUAAAUAUCUACUCCAAUCUUCGUCGUUUUGCUAUAUGAUUAGUUGCUUUAUGUUGUC
Messenger RNA from Glycine soja, 1313 nucleotides. Its product is annotated as probable rRNA-processing protein EBP2 homolog. The transcript has 2 exons. The coding region runs from base 245 to 1108 and encodes 287 amino acids. Gene Ontology annotation, biological process: ribosomal large subunit biogenesis; rRNA processing. Lineage: Eukaryota; Viridiplantae; Streptophyta; Magnoliopsida; Fabales; Fabaceae. Gene Ontology annotation, cellular component: nuclear periphery; nucleolus; preribosome, large subunit precursor. The record is from RefSeq and is a predicted model, not a curated record.